Molecule: messenger RNA, 1044 nt
Organism: Aspergillus puulaauensis
Lineage: Eukaryota; Fungi; Ascomycota; Eurotiomycetes; Eurotiales; Aspergillaceae
Exons: 2
Coding region: 1-1044 (347 amino acids)
Molecular function (GO): hydrolase activity
Source: RefSeq, a predicted model, not a curated record
AUGGCCGACCUCGCAGAUCCCAAAUUCCGAGGAUUCGACAUCAUCCAGACCCCGUACAAGCACGUAGGCGACCAUGCCAUCCGCACUGACAUCCUGGUGCCCCAGACGCCGUACUCAGGGAAACGGCCCACAAUCGUCCGCUUCCACGGCGGGGGACUGGUCCUAGGAGACUCUUUAUUCCCCGGCUUCUGGUCACAAUGGCUCUCAGACCUCGCCCUGCACCACAACGCCAUCAUCAUCUCCCCAAACUACCGCCUCCUGCCCCAAGCCACCGGCCUCGACAUCUACAACGACAUCGAGGACUUCUGGGCCUGGCUCCAAUCACCCACCAGUCCCAUCCACGGCCUUCUCGCCGCACACUCCGCCCCUACAGAGCUAGACCUCACGCGCAUCCUGCUCGCCGGCGAAUCCGCCGGCGGCCUCCUAAGCAUCAACACGGCCCUCGCUCACGCCCCCGACGUCCGCGCCGCCACUGCCCUCUACCCCUGUGUCGACGUGUCGUCGUCCGACUUUUCGCACCCCCGCCCGGCCUCGCUCCUCCCGUUUGGCCAGCGCACCCCGGUCUCCGUCGUGGACGAGCAUCUUGCCUCGAUGGACCCCAACAAGCCGGUCUCGUCCACUGACACGCCUAGCUAUAUCCCGCUCAUGCUGGCGGUGAUCGAGCACGGGCUUCUAGGUGAGUGGUAUACGAGAGGGUUGGAAGAGUCCAGCUCGAAGUCGGGGGCAGAGACGCACAGGUUGCUCUCCCCGAUCCAACGCCUCGAGGAUCCGGGUGUGCAGAUUCCGCGUGGUGGAGUCUACGUCAUCCAGGGGCGGCAGGACAGCGUUGUGCCGGCGCAUCACUCUGAAGCGUUUGUGGCUAGGGCGCGUGAGGUCGCUGGAGGCGCUGGGGGCGGGAGCACUGACAGCCAGCAGAAUGGCAAGGUUGUGUUGGUGUUUCGGGAUGGCGAGCAUGGGUUUGAUGCGGAGGAGCGCUAUGAGCAGGGCGGGUGGGUUCAGGAGGCCCUGGCGGCGGCGGUCGAGGCGUGGCUGGAGGUUUAUUAG